This is a messenger RNA of Frankliniella occidentalis (western flower thrips), 1665 nucleotides long. RefSeq lists its product as uncharacterized. The transcript has 4 exons. The record is from RefSeq and is a predicted model, not a curated record. Lineage: Eukaryota; Metazoa; Arthropoda; Insecta; Thysanoptera; Thripidae. Bases 116 to 1141 code for a protein of 341 amino acids.
GGGGGCGGGAGGAGGUCGAGGCCGGCGCGCUGUCUGGUCCGCUCUGUCGCCUUCUCACUCAAUCCCACUCGCUCCCCACACUCUCCUCGUCGCACCGCUGUUUUUCGGAGGUCGUAUGGUUGUGUCCGGAUUCACCAAGCUUCCCCUCUCUCUCGCUCCCGCUGGCGAGUUGGCGGUGAAGAGGAAGAGGAAGAGAGAUAGAGGGAAGGGGACGGGCAGCAGCAGCUGCACGAACAGCGCGCGCCCGGCAGGCCGAGUAGAAUCGAGGCGCCUCAAACGUUGUUUUGCCGCUGUGUGGAUAGGACGGUUCUCCGCGAGAGCUAACCACGCCAAAGGAGUACUAAAGUGCUGGUCAACGCCUCUCCCUGCUCUUCAACAAGUGUCUGAGUGCUACAACAACAUCAUGCCGAAGGUAAAGUCCGAUUCGUCGGCCGAACGUCGCAGCGAGGGCUCCGGGUGGCAGGGCGGCCAGCUGUUCGGCUCCGAGAACACCGAGACGACGUUCACGGGCGGCGGCUUCAAGGACAAGGAGAAGGCGAAGGAGACCCUGCGGCUCCUGGAAGGACGAGACAUCAACUACCAGUACCAGGUUAUCAACUCUAUGUACAACCGAGCCAAGGUGAUUCUGAAGAGGACCAAGGACGCCGAGAAGGUAAAGAACCUCCAGGAGGCCGUGGACACUCUGAACGCGUGGCUCGAAGACUACCGCACACACUCCAGGUCGAAGGAGAACUUCGGGUACCUGCCCUUGGACACGCUGCACGCCUUCCGCCCCUUGGCCAAGGAGCAGGGCGUGCUGAACGGCAAGGGCCCCACCUUCCUGGACGUGUACGAGGAGGCCGAGGGCGACCACAAGAAGCUCCGCGUCAAGAAGGUGGAGGGCACCGAGACGACCUGGGACAUCCACCGCAACAAGAACCUCAAGCCCCUCGUGGAGAAGCUCAACAAGGACAACCUGCCCCUGUACACCAGCAAGGGCCAGCCCUCCAAGGAACACCUGGGCCUCAUCGUCUGGGGCUACAGCCCCGAGGCGGCCAAGGUCAAGAAGCUCGCCGCAGCCUGCAAGAAGAGCGACAGCGGCAGCAGCGGCGGCAGCGGUGGCAGCGGGGGCAGCGGAGGGAGCGAGGAGGACUCUUCUUAAAAGUCCGCGGGAAGAGAGCUUGGAAAGCUUUGACAGCCGUGGUCUGAAGUCUGAAGUGUAUCUGGCCUGCUGUGAUGCAGUUGACUUGACUGAUUUUUUUUUUUUUUUUUUGUUUCUCACUGAAGUCAACUAUACCGCAGACAACUGAUGUACCUGUGGGGAAAAAAAACAACAAAAAACGAACUUUUGGUACUCCAAAUGUGUUGUACACACAAAGUACUGCAAAUGUGUUGUUUUAGUACUUGAAAACUGCCGUACUUAAUUUAUAUUAUUUUUUACCUUUAUGAUGUUCAUGGGAAUAAGGUAGUGUUAUUUUUUAGUUAAUGAGUUGAAACGGGUAACGAAUGCUCAUGCUCUGGAUCUAAUAACUAUAGGUUAAGUUGGUAUCAAGAGUUGAUACCGUUCUGUUUAAUUUUGGUAACGGUACAAAUGGAGAAAUUCAUUUUCUACUCUAUAAAUUUGAAUUAAUAGUCCGAACCGCCUCUGUGAUUUCGUUGGUUUUAAUAAAGAUCUCCAACACCCUC